AUGGAAUUAUGCAACAGAAUAAUCCGUGUUUUAAGCAAUGCCCAUAAAGAUUCAAUAAUCGCAAGUCAAUUUUUAGCAAAUAAUUUACAAUGCGAACACAAAAACGUGGUGGACUGCAUCAGACAAUUACAGAAAAUUAACGAUUUUUUAUUAGUAGAAGAACAGGAAGACGAAAAUGACGAAGAAUCUCAAUUCAGUUUCAAUGGAGUGAACGUCAGAAAAGGCCGAAACUUUGAUCCAAAAAUGAAAGUUAGUAGUGAAUUAACAGAUAAUAUACUUCAAUCAGAGGAUUGGAAGAAAUACUACUUCCUCCCGUACGAUUUUGACAAAAUGGGAGAUCCGGCAUCUGGGGGUCAAAUGAACUACGUGUUAAAUUUCCUCAGAGCUACGAGAGACUCAUUGCUCGAGUUGGGAUUUCAAGAGGCCUUGGCGCACAGCCGGUACGUAGACUCCGAGGAAAACAAUACACUUACUGUGUCUCUAAAAGACGAAGUGUUUUUCACGAACAAAUCCUCUUAUUUACAAACAGAAGAAUCCGUUUUCAAGACAAUGGUUAGAGAGAUAAAAGCAUACCCGGCGAAACUCUUCUCAGUUGGGAAGGCUUUCAAAAACAUCAAAGACGACAACAUGAAACUCCACGAAUUUCACGACUUGCAGAUCCUGCUGGCCGACGAGGAUGUUCAUUUUAGCGACCUUAUCGGUAUAAUAGUCAAGUUUUUUGAAAAGAUCGGAAUCGGAAAAGUGGAAUUUAAGCCUGGAUAUUCCCCUUUAACUGAACCGACUCUAGACACGACCAUUUACCAUGGAGAAUUAGACAAAUGGUUGACCAUCGGCAGUGCAGGCAUGGUCAGAGAAGAAAUAAUAGAAGAACUUGUUGACAAUACAAAUGUGACAUUUUUACACUGGAAAUUUUCAAUAGAAAAAUUAUCGCUUGUUAAAUUGGACGCCACUGAUGUAAAAGAAGUAUUACUGAGCUCAGUGUAA
Cimex lectularius (bed bug) is the source of this 984-nucleotide messenger RNA. Its product is annotated as phenylalanine--tRNA ligase alpha subunit, cytoplasmic-like. Gene Ontology annotation, biological process: tRNA aminoacylation. The coding region runs from base 1 to 984 and encodes 327 amino acids. Gene Ontology annotation, molecular function: ATP binding; tRNA binding; aminoacyl-tRNA ligase activity. NCBI's taxonomy places the organism in Eukaryota, Metazoa, Arthropoda, Insecta, Hemiptera, Cimicidae. The record is from RefSeq and is a predicted model, not a curated record. The transcript has a single exon.